This is a messenger RNA of Lucilia sericata (common green bottle fly), 776 nucleotides long. RefSeq lists its product as uncharacterized. The coding region runs from base 25 to 387 and encodes 120 amino acids. Lineage: Eukaryota; Metazoa; Arthropoda; Insecta; Diptera; Calliphoridae. The transcript is spliced from 3 exons. The record is from RefSeq and is a predicted model, not a curated record.
ACAAACAAGUGUAAGAAGAAAUCAAUGCAAUCAGUUGGACUUAUACGUUUCGAAAGAGAUCAACAAAUGUUUAUAAAAAUUUUAAUAAUAUUAAUAAUUUGCGCAUUGUUAAAAGCCAAUGAACUAGAUUAUAACAACAAUAGUAUUAAUAAUAAAAAUUAUAAUAAUAGCAACAACAGCAGCAACAAUAACUUCAAUUUAAUUAAUUAUAAUACUACAUCUCAAAAUAAUACAACAAUCACAAAUAAUUUAAAUGAAACCUUAAAUAUUGAAUCCAAUACAAAUCCAGAAGAAAAUCGACGUCGUAAUAAGUCAAUAUUUAUACCACCACCUCGACAAGCAGCCAAUUGUGGUUUCAAACAUAACGGUAAACUAUUAAAGUGCUGAUAUUUCCUGCUUUGAAUUUUUGAAAUCUCAAUUUCCCUUAUAAAUAAAUUGUGAUCUUGUUGGUUGAUUGCCAAAUAAAGAUCAUGUAUUUAUUUAAUGUAAAAAUAUUUAUUUUAAUUUAUAUUUUAUUGAAAUUUUCAUUGGCCAACGAGGAAAGUUUUGACACCGAUGCAUCCCAUGAUUUUAAUGAUACCUCUUCAGAAAUAGUUUAUUUCAUAGCCCAAGCACCUCGCCGAAAUAAUAAGAAUUGCGGUUUUAAACAUAACGGAAAACCUAUACCCUGCUCUAGUGAUAAAUUAUUAUGAGGGCGUUUUUUCUUUGUAAUAUUAAGUAAAUAAUUUAAAUAAAAUGUGUAUGAUUUUUAUAUGUUAAUAAAUUAAUUUAGUUAA